Molecule: messenger RNA, 6707 nt
Organism: Cygnus olor (mute swan)
Lineage: Eukaryota; Metazoa; Chordata; Aves; Anseriformes; Anatidae
Gene: RAB14
Product: RAB14, member RAS oncogene family
Exons: 9
Coding region: 4122-4769 (215 amino acids)
Biological process (GO): phagosome maturation; endocytic recycling; Golgi to endosome transport
Cellular component (GO): trans-Golgi network; recycling endosome; Golgi apparatus
Molecular function (GO): GTPase activity; GTP binding
Source: RefSeq, a predicted model, not a curated record
UGUUUAGGAAGACCUAAAUCUCCGUGGUGCACGGAGGUGAUAGAACCACAAUGAAAUGUAAUGGUAUCUCGGGGCUUGCUAUGGACUCACCAAUUCAAUUGGAAUUCACCAAUUGGGUGUAUUUGAUAACAAAACCGUUAUCAUCUUCCAGUGUGGUACGUCUUUACAGGAGUUCACAAUUGAUGCAAUUAUAGACUGUAUUUCCAGCAGCCCUCUAAAGGAAGGUACCAGUUAGACUGCGUUCUUUGGUGUGUUUGACAAAAGUCUUCAUCAGGGGAAUAGUAAAAUAAUGAGUUGAAACAAUUCUGCCUCUCACUAGAUUUCCCUCCCUCCCCUCUGCCCACUUGUAUCGAUCUCUUCUCAGUGUUCAUUGUGAAUUAACGUCAGAGUAAACAUGCAGGGAAGAGAAGGAAGAUUAUGCGCUGGGAAAGAUCAUAACUACCUGUUAGUUCUUGUGUAGAGAUCUAGAAUCUGUUCUAAAUAAUAGUGGUUGCAUACAGUUCCCCUUAUGACUAAUAUUUUUUCCAAAUGAAAGAAAAACUAACAUCAUCUUUUUAAAAGUUGUUUCUGUUUUUGGAUGUGAUGGUACAGUGGCAUCCUCUUUUAUAGAGGGAAACUGAACUUGCCCUCUGAGUUUCUUUUCUGUCACAUAUCCCUGAGGAAUGAUCAAAAGAACACCUGGAUGGCCAGAUGAUAUUAAAAAAAUAAAUAAAAUGCUUCAGACUAACUGAACAGCGGCCGUCUGGCUGCAGGGCGGUAUGUUUUGAAGGGGAACCUGUAAUAUUCCAACUGUCCUGAGUUGGAAGCUGACACCUCUGCAGACAGCUAUUUGCUUCUGUGUGGGUUGACCAGCUAAUGGAUUCAGCGCAUGCAGCGUCUAAUAAAACCUGUGAUUACAGGUUCUCGUCUCUCCUAACACACUGUUUCUUGCUCAGCGUAAAGCUAUGAAAAUUCUCCAUGCAAAUGAUAUCCAGUGAAGACUUGAAAUGGGCUGUGUCCUUGAGCUAAGCUCUGAGGAACUGCAUGGGCCUCAUGGAAGCUGCUGUGGCUGUAAUAAUCAACAGCUGGGUGCAUCUGAUGAGUUUGGUGGUAAUGCACCUAGAACUACCUUGUUUCAGUCUGUACGGGUGGGUGCUCGUACUUGGAAUCAGGUGUUAGUGAGAUGACAAAAUGCUGGUGUAGUGCUUGGUCAGAGGAAGAAAUACAGGUGCUACUAGUAUCUUAGUAAGGUCACCUUCCCUUUUUCUAAAAAAAAAUGAAAAGAUAUACAGAAAAUGGGUUGUGGUGACACUGUUUGUUUUUAAUCUAACUGCAAUGCAGAAAUUAAUUGUAGAGGUUUUGAAGCUAGCAAAACUGUGUAGAGUGAAGCAUGAUCCUCUGGCUAGUUGCCGUUCAGAAAUAAUGCUCUGAACUCUGGGGAAGUUUUACCUCUGAAAAGGAGCCAGGACUUGUUCUGAGUUGGCAGACUUUGUUGGAAGAAAGAAGGCAAGCAGACCAACCCUCCAGACCCAACCUCUGCUUUCUGGUACAAGUAAGCCUAUGGUUGGUUAACUUUGCUAUCGUAUCGUGUAACAGCAGCAGCGGCUGCAGGUAAGUUGUGUGCCAGUCCUGUGGCUCUUCCUACCAGCACAGCUGCUCCCUGCUCCCACCCCUCAGAGGACAACUCUGAACCCCUGUAUUGGGAACAUAGAGACUGUAAGCGUCUGGAGCAGAGGGCUCUGAAGUGGGAGUGGAGCACCAAUUCCUACAGAAUAUAUAUAUAUAUAGCUGCAUAUAGCUGAAGCCAUCAACAAUAUUAACCCUUAUCACUAAUACGUAGCUCAUGUGCUGUGCUUACUGAAUUCUGUUGUGUGCUAGUCUCCUCUGGACUUCCUUCUCCAUCUGUGGGAAAUACUGAGCUUGUAAGCUUUAAGGAUGAAUUUUUCCUGUCUUCUGUGUUCUGUCACACUUCAGCCCCUUCAUCAGAGAACAUUUCAGAUCCACCUUUAUUUUUAGAUCUUGAAUAUCUUACAGCAGGGGUUGUCAUGUGUAUCCACCUAGUGAAGUAAUGGGAUGAUGUAAAAUCGUGAAAAGCUUGAGAUGUGUUACUACUAGCAAGGUUCUGUCCCGUUAAGGAGAUGAAAAUGCUGUUAGCUGCAAGGUGGAAUAGUUUAAUCCCAGAUGAUUUACUUAAUGUCUAUAACUCUCGCUUAAUAUUUUCAUUUUGCUGCAUGAUUCAUCUUUAAACAGGGGGGAAAAAAGGGAUGUCAAUUUUAUUCCAUGAUUUCAGUGUAGUUUGGAUUCCUGCUUAUCCUCCUUGGAAUUUGAAUGUUAAAAGCCUUUUUAAAGAGGCCAUCUGUUCUUCAGGAAAGAUUCCUGACCUUAGUAUUAAUUUGGAGCAUUUCACCAUCUUUUCUGCGGCAUGACCCUUGGAAUGGAUUUCGUACCAAAGCAUUGCUUUAUUGCUCAGUUUAACUCCAGAAACUGUUUAAACUUAGUAUCCAUCUCUGUAAGCUUUCAAUACAUCUGUCAUACGCAGUAACUUCUCCCUGAACUAUCUGGGACUUGAGAGAAGCUCUAGGCUCCUGGCUUCAGUGCAUUUCUCAGUAUUGCUGCUAAUCUAUUUCUUUAAGCUGUGGAAAGAGCACGUUAGCUCUGGCUGCACCCAGUGGGGUCUGUGGUGCAUGUCCCCUCUGUGAGGAGUCUAACGUCACUCUCAGAACGAGGGUGAGGUUCUCACAGUGAAUGUGGCUUGAAGUCUGCUAAGAAAUGGGUGGGAAGGGGUAACUGACUUUGUUGCCAAGCACAGAAUUUGGUUUUCUAGCUUUCACUUUGAAGUGGGAACUGAUUUUGAUGCAUAUGUUGCAAAGCAGUGACAAUUUCUUUUAUACUGAAAUAGCUUAGUUAUAGAAUUCGUUACUUAAAGACUGUUACAAAAACUGACAUACCUCAGCAAGCAAAGAGUCCAGUAAGCAGAACCGCAUAUUUGUCAGUAAAGAUUCUAGUUAGAGACUCGUUUCAGAUUGUGGUAUAGCCUGCACAGGGGUCCUGGUUUGUCCACUGUUUUUAAAAAAGUCUUCCCCACCUUGCAGCAGUGCUUUUUGAAAGCUUUUGUAGUGAGACGUGUGCCCUUCACUUGUUACAUACUGUCUUAUUGUGAAGUCAGGUGUUCAAAACCACUAACCUUGGAGUAUUUUGGAGUACUUAGCGUUCCUUAGCCAACUCGGAUUGUGAGGGAAGAGGGGACAAUGAAGUUUCUGCAGGACAAGUUUAAUCACUGCAUGAGCAGCUCCCUGCCUCGAAAUUCACAGCACUGCAUUGCUGAACCCCUGUAAGUUAGCAGGUACUGCCAUACGUACACCACCCGUAGGUACUGCUCAGAACAAUACCGCCCUUCCAACGGGAUGCGUAUUAGCGCUUCUGAGCUCUUCAGCUUUCUUCCUGUGCUGUGGCCGGAACACCUACUUUCUUUGAGAAACAGCAUACUUUGUGCUGUCCUCCCGAAGGGCUUGCGCAUAUGAAUCGGUCUGUUUCAGCUUUUGUGUACUUCAUGGACAUACCUCCUCGUCUUCCUGUUCAACUGUCUGCCUAAAAAAUGGAUCAAGACGUGAACUCAGCCCUCCCAGCUUUACUUAGAAAGCAGGCGGCAAGUUAAAAGUACCUGCAAGAACAAGUGCAUUGGAUCAGAAGGUGCUUGCAGUCUGAAAGCUGCUGGUACUCGGAUGUCUUGGAGUACUGGGACGUCUUGGAGAAGAGGAAGAACACGUGGAGAUGGAUUUGGAAGUCUUGAAGUACAGGGUGUUUGAGCAGUGUCACAAUAACUUGGAUUCUAACCAGCAGGAGACAUGGCACUGCAGUUGCUGGCUUGCUCCACAGCGGACGAAGGGCAGUGUGUUGUCAGUCCUGGGUGUGAAUCCUUACUCAGGAGAGCGGUAAAAGCGCUCUGAGCAGUUGCUGCUCAGAUUGAGACCUGGGGUUGGCUGCUGUGUGGGCUGGCUGCACGCGGCUUCCCCUCGCUGCCGUGGAGGAACUUCCUCUGAAACUCUCUCGAUGGAAACGACUGCUCUUGGAACCAGCGCGGCGCUUCCUCUGGAAUUGUUUUCGCCAACGUCGACAGGAAUUAAGCUCCAAAACAUGCCACAAUGGCAACUGCACCUUACAACUAUUCCUACAUCUUUAAGUACAUCAUUAUUGGGGACAUGGGUGUAGGAAAGUCCUGUUUGCUUCAUCAAUUCACAGAAAAGAAAUUUAUGGCGGACUGCCCCCACACAAUUGGUGUUGAAUUUGGCACAAGAAUAAUUGAAGUUAGUGGCCAAAAAAUUAAACUACAGAUCUGGGAUACAGCAGGACAAGAGCGAUUCAGGGCUGUCACACGAAGCUACUACAGAGGAGCAGCAGGAGCUCUCAUGGUCUAUGACAUUACCAGAAGAAGUACGUAUAAUCACUUAAGCAGCUGGCUGACAGAUGCAAGGAAUCUCACCAAUCCAAAUACUGUGAUAAUCCUCAUAGGAAAUAAAGCAGAUCUGGAAGCACAGAGGGAUGUUACGUAUGAAGAAGCCAAACAAUUUGCUGAAGAAAAUGGUUUAUUGUUCCUUGAAGCAAGUGCAAAAACUGGAGAGAAUGUUGAAGAUGCAUUCCUGGAGGCUGCCAAGAAAAUCUACCAGAAUAUCCAAGAUGGAAGCCUGGAUCUGAAUGCUGCAGAAUCGGGUGUACAGCACAAACCAUCGGCUCCGCAGGGGGGGCGACUAACCAGUGAACCCCAGCCCCAGAGAGAAGGCUGUGGCUGCUAGUGACCUCUGUUUCAUGGCUUCAUUUCUGACCUUUCACCUGUCUGUUGGGAGCAGUGCUUUUGAUUGCUUCCAUGUCUUCUGUACAUCUUAUUGGGUUUAAUUAAAACUGAAACAAGUUUAACACAAUACUAAACUGCUAAACAACUUUAGAUGUAAUCAGGUUAUCAAAGGCAAGUAGAGUAAUAAAACCUCUCCUGCAUGGUAAAUCUAGAAGUUUUUUUUCCUUGAUUGUCCUUGUGAUAGUGUCACAGAUACGUAAUUUAAACUGAGCACUGAUGCUGGACUCAUGAUUUUACACUUUUGCAGGGCUUUGUCUUGUACGGUUUAAUUUUAUGGUUCUUCAGCCUUUCUUCCCCACCUCUAACUGUGUAGAGCUGUCCAUAGUAAAGGAUAAGUUUUUUGCUGUGAAAUGACUUCUGAUGGUAGAAAGGGGCUCUGUAACGAUGUGCUUGUUGAAAGAAUUCCCUGUGGUGUGCAUGUUGGGGGCAGGGGUGGGCUGGCACAGGAGUGUACAACUUGCACAGGGAAACAAACCAUUCAUUCUUGUGCUCAUAGCUUUACAUCAUUUUUUUGCCACUUUUAUCCUUUACAUUUGUUAACAGAACGUAAAUAUGUAUAAAAUUUGAAGGAACUGAGCUAACAGUUAAAUACAUCCUGUGUAUAUGAUUUUAAUGAAGAAAAUGAUUACUGGCAUUAGAACAGUAUAUAAGAAAGUAUCAGUUUGUACAGUAUGACCUAUAUGUGGCCACAUGCCCCCUUAGUACAGAUAUAGGUGUAACUGCAGUUCACUAACAUAGGCUUAACUCCUCGGUGUUGACAGUGGACAUUGUGCUGGGGGAACUCUAAUCUCAAUGCAGAAAUUAACACUAGUGGAAUCUGUCAUUCAUCUUUGCACUGUGGUAUAUCUAUGCCAUUUUAUUAAUCCUGUUCUGUGCAAUCAGCAGUGUGCUAACCUGCUUUCUUCUGUAAGCAUUUUGCAUUAUUGGGCUUCAUUACCUGCCUUGCAUUGUAUACAAAGGCUGGUUCUCUUGCACACCUUACGCUUUUAUACCUUUAACUUUUUCAAUGGUCAGAUACUGAACUGGACAGUCAAAACAACGUGCUCUCUAGGGAUUUUUAGCUACUGUUGUAUUUUAACAGUACCGUGUGAGGGUUCCUUUUAAGACUUGGGUUUCUUCAGAGAGUACAUCCUUAACAGGGUGACCCAACCUGUAAUACUUCUAUAAAGGGGAGAUGUCAAGUGGUGACCGUGCACAUAUGGAUUUUGUAGAACUGCAUGUGGGGUUUACUAUGUUGUCAGAAUUAAAUGUGUUGCUCUCUAUGCAGUACUGUAUUUCACAUGCAGCUUCACUUGGAAAACAUCAAAUACGACUUCAAAAUGGAAGGGGUAAGUGUUUAACUGAUCAAAUGUCCAACCUUUAGUCUUGCUGCAGUGUUUAAAAUACAAAGUAGUCUUAAAAUCUCUCUCUAGACACUAAAACUAUACAAUGUUCAGACUUGUAAGUCAACAGUGGUACCAGAGUAUUGUACAGUCAAUGUUAAAUAAAAAGCCAAAACUGGAAUGUGCAAACAAUAGGAUUUGGGUAACUUGUGCACUGUCCCUUUGUUUUGUCUGGUAGUCUUUUUUUUUCUUAAACUAAUAUUCUUAAAUAGAUGGCUAUGUUCAAAUCUACAGCUAAAGUGUCCUGCUUAAACCAAGGUUGCACCACAAAGGGUUUGCCCAGGGACCAUGACCUGCUGCUGACAUGAAGUUCGGAAGUAAAUGUUCUAAUGACUACAGCUUGUUGAGGUGCAAUACCUGUAUUCCCAGAAUAAGUUACAGUAGGUCUUAUUGUUUCUGUCACAGAAAGGAUUUGUUUGGACUGCUGUACUCCUCAUUUGAUGUAACAAUGCUAUUAAUCUAAAUAUUUGUAAAUAAAGUACCUGUAUCUAGAUAAA